AUGUCUACUAGCAAUUAUGGUAAUUCCGGAGGGGAUUAACAAAGACGAGGAGGUUAUCAAUAAAAAAGAGGCGGUGGAGCACAGACACAUGGUGGGGGCCAUGGUCGUGGAGGAUACCGUCCUAGUGAUAAUUAAUAGCCUAAAGAUAAUAAUCAAAAUGCUCAAUAAUCGUCCAAGUAUGUGAAAAAGACAAACACUUAAAAAGAGAUGAGUCAACAAGAAUUAAUAGACUAAUUAAAUAUGCAAGCAGAAGAGCAAUUUAGAGAUGAAUCUGGUUUAACAGUUGAUUAAAAGUUCCAAAUGAUGUUGAGUGGUUAAUUGCCAGAUAUUGAAGAGUCAAAACAAGGAGAAUAGAGCAAUCAAGCUCAAGGCAAGCCUGAAUAGCAAAUUUAAGCGGAAUCUUAAGUCCAGGUCGAAAAUCAAUAAUAAAUUCUGAGGAAUCCAAAUAGAAGAAGGUUUACAAGAGAAUAGCUGCUUUUAAAAUUUGAAAAAGAAUCAGAAAUCAGUCUUAAGCAUUUUGACAAGGAUCUACUUGAUUGGGUUGAGAUUUUAAGCAGUGGUCCUUUAUUGCCUGAGUCCGACGAUCCGUAAGAAUAAGCAGCUGAAGGAGUUUUAAUAUAGAAUUAACCAAAAAGAAGAGCUUAAACUGAUAGAUAUUAGAAACCAGGUUAACCUUAGUGGAGGGGUGGCCCUGGUGGUAAAAUGGCUUUAGGGUCACUAGAAGAAGAGGAAGAUGAGCAAGAUCCAGAAUGGAUAGACUUCGAUCCAAAGAAGGAAAGUAAUUCAUUCUUUGGUCGAGCUAUUGUCAAUGAAACUGAACUCAGAGAAAAUGUCAAAAAAGAGAAAGAGAGACAGCAAAAAAUCUGGGGAAGCAGAAAGACUUAAUACUAAAUCUAGGAAGAGGAAUUCGAGAGACUUACUCAAAUAGAGAAGGAUAGUGCAGCUAAGAAAGUUGCGUUAAUUGACAAAGAUAUUGAGCAAUAAGUAGAGGUUUUAGCUACAGAUAUUGAGAAAAAUGAGAGAAAUUUUUCAGACAUUGAUAUGAUUUAUGAGAAAAACAUGAAGCAAAAGAGAUAAUAGCAGUAAUAAGCUUUAGAUGAUGAUUAACUUGAUGAGCUAUUCAACUAACUGAUGAAUGAAGAAGAUAAGAAAACGAAAACCAAGCAAGUAAGUUCAUCUGUCAGCUACUAAUAAGAGUAAAACUAUAAUGCUCCUUAAUAGAAUUAAGCUCAAAUGCAACAGCAGCAACAACAAUAACAAGUAUAAAGAGUGGAUUUGCCAUAAGACUUGUAAUAAUAAAUAAAAAACCUCUCAAUAUAGCAAAAACAGUAACUUCAAUAGUAGAAAAUAGUUUCUUAAGUUCGUCCAAAGUUCACUGCUCUACAGAACAUUCAAAAUCUGUUCUAAAAUUUACCAGUAGUCACUCACGAUAAGCAUAGAAUCAAAAUGCAAGAAAUAGCUGACAUGGAAGAGGAAAAAGAGUAAGGUGAACUCUUUAAGCAGUUGACUUAAUCGAUCAACCCAUUUAGUAAAUACAUAUUGGAAGAAAACAUUCAAUAAGGCAAGACCUCAGAUAUAUAACCAAAUGGAAAGCACUGGACUCUGGAGGAAUCUAUCUUUUAAAAGCCAGCAGAUCAAUUAAGAAACGAUCACUACUAAAAGACUUCAAGUGAAAUGUUUAAAAUUUACAAGUUCUUAAGCGACCCAUUCAUGAAAGUUAAGUCGAACGUGUACACUGAGAAUAAGUUCGUGCAAAUCAAGGAUUUAUUCCCAACUAAGAAUCUCUUGGAAACCAGUCCUCUGAACUUGCAGAUUCAACUAACACCUCCUCGAUAAAUGAUGAUGAAUCCCAUGAAUGUUCAGCUAGCAUAGAUGCAAGGUGCUCCAAUGAACAUGCAAAAUGCCAUUGAAUUUAUCCCCUAGAGAAAACUAAGUGCAUAAUAAGAACUUUAACCUAAUGAAUCUUAAUAAAUACAAAUUCAGCCAAAACCUCAAACUAGUCAGCAAUAGUAAUAGUAAUAGCAACCUGAAUAGAGAACUCUGCAGAGAGCAGAUUAGUUUAUGUAGAAUCAAGCGCCUCAGUACGAAGAACUGGGAGGCUAUGAUGAUGAAGGAGAAAAUAAUGAGAUAGAUGAACUCUAAUCGAUGGAGUCGCAAUUAAAGUCAUUACUUGGCUUCAACCCCAAGUGA
Messenger RNA from Stylonychia lemnae, 2190 nucleotides. NCBI's taxonomy places the organism in Eukaryota, Ciliophora, Spirotrichea, Sporadotrichida, Oxytrichidae. The record is from the annotation of a GenBank genome assembly.